Leptosomus discolor (cuckoo roller) is the source of this 1343-nucleotide messenger RNA. The record is from RefSeq and is a predicted model, not a curated record. Lineage: Eukaryota; Metazoa; Chordata; Aves; Leptosomiformes; Leptosomidae.
AUGGUUUCUGUGCUCACCUAUAUGCAUUGCUUCAGCAGUCCGUACGUUGUUUCUUCUGGAAACAAGAUAGCAGAAGAGCAGGAGGCAGUGCCUGCUUCGACUCACGUCGUGUCAACCCUGGGUAUUAACCCCCACGUCUUGCAGCUGAGUAUUAUGAAAGCUUCCUUGCUUCCUGAUGGAGACGACCUAGGUUUGAUCCUGGAUCAUUAUCCUGGGAAGCAACCAAUGAGAACAGCUGGUGUCUGCAGGCAGGAGUGACGUGUGCCUCUGGAAAACUCCAUCACCUACAGAAUGGGGAAGCCACUGAUGGAUAUGGCACUCUUCAUGGGGCGCUCGUUUGGUAUUGGUUGGGGACCCAACUGGACACUUAAUGAUGUGCUCUCACAGAAUGUACAGGGUGUGAUAAAACUCUCACAAUCCUCUUUCAAGGUUCACGUGGAGAAGCUGAGCUUAGAACAAUGGAAGAUAGGCAGAGACAAAGAGCUGUAUCUCAUCCCUCUGGAGAUAAAGCUGAAACGGGGCACUGUCCAUCUGGAUGAACAGCGUCCUCUUCUGGUGCCCAACCCAGGAGCUUCUGCUAUUCAUGACUAUGCUGACUGGCUUAGGAAGGCAGCCGAGGAUCCUGCUGUGACAGCAAGUGGUGUGAGGCCCUGGUGCUUGGCAUGGGCUUUAUGUGAAGCACUUUGGGGGAACAGAGAGUCAGAGAUGAGCUUGGAGGAGCCCAGUGAAUACAUCAUGGCCCUGGGGUGCAGGAAAGCCUUCUCUCACUGGCUGUCAGAGACUGCUGCGGGACGGAUCGAGGAGGAAGUCCCUUUGUCCUGGCAUGGUAGUGAUGUCGAGGCUGGGAAGAGAAUUGGUGAAGCUUGCAGGCUGGCACAGCAGUCAGGUGACCACAGGCUUGCUGUGCUCCUCUCCCACCUGGCAGGUAGCCAGCCUGGUCAGGACCUCCUGGCUGUGCUACUGGUGGACUGGCACAGGCUGCAAGCAGACUGCUUCAUCCAGGAGGAGAGUCAGGAGGAGAGGCUGCGGGUCUUUGCCCUGCUUGCAGGAAAGCCUGUGUGGCAGUUAUCAGGGAGAAUAAGUAUCAAUGUGUGCUCACUGAUGGACUGGAAGCGUUGCUUGGCUGUCCACCUCUGGGAUCUGCUUCCUCCAACAGCUUCUACUUCCAAGGCAUUUGCCAUGUACGAGUCAGCGUUUCAGAACACAGCAGAGUGUGAAAACUAUGCCUGCUGUCCUCCGCCCCCUUACCUCGAGGGUUCUGGUUGUGUGGUUGAAGGAGACGAUGAUGCAGGAAGACCUCUGAGAGAUGUCUGCUUCCGUUUGUUAAAGCUCUACAGUGACAG